AUGUCUGAGCGACCCCAAGCUAUGGAGCAGGCAAGCGCGUCGCUGCUUGUGACGGUGGAGCGCUUGGCGCCAUUAAAAAUGGAGAUUGUUGCACUCCGAGCUCAGAACCAGUUGCUGGUUCAACUUCUGGGUGGCCGAGGGCCCGUGGGAUCCACUCCGGCGCCAAUGCUUCCGCGCUCACCUGCGCCGGAUCCCGAUACCUGGGGUGUAUUUAUCACGCUAAGCGACAAUCGCCUGAAGCUUGUGGAUUUGCCAUUAAAAAAUAACCCACAAUUGAUCGACCGCGACGACACUAAAGGCGCUGUUCUCUUCGCGACCCAUGAAGCAGCCAAGACACUGUGCGUGCUACUUAAGACAAACAUUGUCAAGGUGUUUGACUGGACAAUUAACAGAGUUCUGGAGUUGCGCACACAGCACGAGCUGCUGCCGUCUUUACUGCCAGUACAGCAGCUCGUGCUUCUCAGUGAAAACUAUCUGUUUGUUCAGGGCAAAACGCAGUGGUCCGUUCUUCAUCUUGACAGUGGUCGAAUGCUGAACGUCGCAGCAGAUGUGCUGCAAGAUAUUACGGAAGCACUGGAAGGAGCUAAUGGGAAAUGUGACGCGCUGGCACUGCCCAGUCGAUUCAUGGCGCGACGACGACAGCAUGUGAUGGAUUUGCUUCUAUGUGGUAAACGGAAUGGAGUCAUUUUGACGAUCCAUGAAGAAGAGAAAACAUCAGAUAAUGAAGAAAUAGCAGACGUGUACGGAGCUUUUGGAACAAUUGCAGUCACAAUGGGCCAGCGUGCUAGUAAAGCGCUAGAUGUUUCAACGAAUCAGCUGUGUCUAAAGGUGGACAGAAAGUUUGCAUACAACACAACCCCACGAAGGGCAUAUUAUCAUCAUCCAUUCCUGCUUCUAGACCAGGCAGACCAUAUAUCAGUCUACAACUAUGGAUCGCUGCGCUUUGCGCAGUCGCUCUUAGUCAAAUCACCUUACAGCAUUUGUGCUGCUCUCAAUGUGGCGUCAGCGACAGCGGAAGAUAGGGGCUCGCUCCACCGAGAUGAUCGACCGGCCACUUUGUACACUGUAUCACCACCUUUUACAUUUCAGACGCAUCAAAUGCUACCAAUUGCACAGCAAGUCGCUGCAUCGAUGAAGAUUAAGUGUCUUGAUGAUGCUGUCGCGCUUUGUAAGCUUUGCCCUGAAGAUGACACUUUGAGCGAUGCUGACCAGCGAGCGCUGUAUGCAGAGUACGGAUACAGUCUCUUCCGAUCGCGAAGCCUACAGCAAGCAAUGCUCUAUUUCUACGAGAGUUCAAUCGAAGUUAUGGAAGUGCUGCUGCUUUUUCCCCGUAAUUUAAUUCCUCGUAAGUACAGUGCUAUACACAAGAAUAGCAACAAAAAGGAAUAUGUUUUGGAAGGUGAUGACUUAAAGGAAAGUUUGCUGGCUCUCAUUGGAUUUCUGCGGCAUAAACGUAGUGCAUACUCACAGGACAACGUUAAAGCGUCAGCUAUGAUAAAACGUGAAAAUAACGACAUUGAUUCACGCGAAGUAGGUACAUUGGAACUGAUUGACACAAUGUUGGUGAAGUGCCUCGUAGUGGUCGCUGAAGAAGCGGAGUACGAAAAGCGAGCGAAACGUGCGCUGCUUAAAGUCGUCACCGGUGAAAAUUGGUGUGAGAUAGGAGAAACAGAAGUGUUUCUGCGAGCUCACCGACGAUUUGAGGCUCUGUUGGCUUUUUACACUGCGCGAAAGCUGCACCGAAAGGCACUAGAGCUCCUGGAAGAUUUGGAGCGUAGCGCCGCUUCGACAGCUGUACACACUCCUUCAGAAGCAACAGAACACUUGUCGGAAGACAGCAGAGAUCUGCUAUCAUCUCAUGAUUACAUGGUGCUCAUUGCACAAUAUCUUCGGAGGCUCGGACAAAAGCAUGCUGAGCUAAUAUUUGAAUUUUCGCGACGUGUAUUAUCUGUUGAUCCUUCUCUCGGUCUUUCAAUCUUCACGCAGCGUGAUGUCGCGGACUCUAGACGUGACAUUGAUCAUGCCGCAGUACUACAACACAUUAAGAGCUGCUCUAUUGCUUCUUCGUGCUCAAGUGACAUUCCUCUUGGUACUGAUACAAGCAUCCCGGCGGACAUAUCAACACUGAGGUUGCCAUUGAUAAAUUGCCAAAUGCUGGCUAUCGAGUACCUAAUUCAAGUUAUAAAUGAAAGACCCUGUGAUUUGACACCGCGAUUGCAUGACGAAGUAGUAUAUCUGCUACUGGAUGCAAUCCACAAAAGCUCUUCGCACAACCAACAUCUCACCAGUCGCGUUGAAUUGCAGGGUGGCAUGACGGGGCUUCUACGUCGCAAGCUUCUUUCAUUUCUCGAAUAUCCUCGCGCUGCCUAUCAUCCUGAGCGCAUGCUGAGCCGUACACCUAUUGAAAUGGUGGACGAACGUGCAGCACUACUAUCGAAGCUCGGCCGUCACCUCGAGGUCCUUCAACUGUACGCUUUACAGCUAGAGGACGCUACUUUGGCGGAGGCCUAUUGUAAUCGCUGCUUCGAUUCGAAGACGGCUGAUUCUUCUAUUUACUCAACACUGUUGAAAAUAUACUUAAGUCCACAAAUACGCAAAAAUGGAUCAGCGUCGUCGCCUCUUCAAUCUUUUGGAAGCGCAUCUUUCAGCUCUGAUCCACAAAGCAAAGCUAUACACGCAGCCAUCAACGUGCUGAACAAAUAUGCUGAGCGGAUUGACGUGUCCACGGCCCUUGACCUCUUGCCUGCUGAUAUCCCUAUGGCAUUAUUGGCUGAAUUCUUUCGGCGCGUGCUUGAGCGUAAGGUUGAGCGUUUCCGCAACGGCCAAGUGAAGAAACACCUUUCAAAAAUGGAGAAUUUUAUGGUACGCGGGCAGCUAUCUCUGCUGCGUCAGGAAUCAGUCACAGUGUGGUCGUCGCAGUGCUGCCAGUCGUGUGGCAAGAAGCUUGGCGUUGGCGCAUUUGUGCGCUUCCCCGUCGGUUUAGUGCAUUACUCCUGUCAGCCCGUUACGUAG
Plasmopara halstedii is the source of this 3012-nucleotide messenger RNA. Its product is annotated as Vacuolar assembly/sorting proteins VPS39/VAM6/VPS3. Gene Ontology annotation, cellular component: cytoplasm; membrane. The record is from RefSeq and is a predicted model, not a curated record. The transcript has 2 exons. NCBI's taxonomy places the organism in Eukaryota, Oomycota, Peronosporomycetes, Peronosporales, Peronosporaceae. Gene Ontology annotation, biological process: autophagy; vesicle-mediated transport; endosomal vesicle fusion. The coding region runs from base 1 to 3012 and encodes 1003 amino acids.